AAAUUCUAACAAAUUUUCUUUCAUUUCUCCGACGGUCGACGAGGCGUUCGUUCGAUCGUUUGGUCACGUCAUCUUUUUUAUCUUGUAAUGACUGAUUUUUGCGUCCCACAUGCUUAGGGGUAAUCGAAUUAAGAAGAAAUCCAAGAAUCCCCGCACUAGAAGAAAAGUUCGAGUGACCGCGGACGUAAAUGUGAACUAGAAAGUGUGUGAACGGAGUCGCGAGGUGUCUCGUCCGUCUGGUUCGAUCUGGAUUUUAGCAGUUUGAACCGCGAGUCGGGCUCCCUUUUUCCCGUUAAUCAUUAAUUUUAAAGUUUGGUGGUGUAUUUAAAGACUUAUUUAUUUAUUAUUGUCCGUUAUUCGGAGUGUUUUAGUGGUGUAAUCGUUUUAUAAGUCGCGUAUCAAGAUGUCUGAAGAGUCGUCCGCCGAUCGCAAUGUCGAAAUAUGGAAGAUCAAGAAGCUCAUAAAGAGCUUGGAGAUGGCCAGGGGAAAUGGCACAUCCAUGAUAUCCCUUAUCAUCCCGCCCAAGGACCAGAUCUCUCGCGUGUCCAAGAUGUUGGCCGACGAGUUCGGCACCGCGUCCAACAUCAAGUCACGCGUCAACCGCCUAUCGGUGCUCGGCGCCAUCACCUCCGUACAGCACAGGCUCAAGCUCUACACUAAAGUGCCUCCAAACGGCCUAGUGAUCUACUGCGGCACCAUAGUCACCGAAGAGGGCAAGGAGAAGAAAGUCAACAUUGACUUCGAGCCAUUCAAGCCCAUCAACACCUCGCUGUACCUGUGCGACAACAAGUUCCAUACCGAGGCGCUCACGGCGCUGCUAGCUGAUGACAAUAAGUUCGGAUUCAUCGUCAUGGAUGGUAACGGCGCGCUGUUUGGUACGCUGCAGGGCAACACCAGAGAGGUGCUCCACAAGUUCACGGUGGACCUGCCGAAGAAGCACGGUCGCGGUGGUCAGUCUGCGCUGCGUUUCGCGCGUCUCCGCAUGGAGAAGCGGCACAACUACGUGCGCAAGGUGGCCGAGGUGGCCACGCAGCUCUUCAUCAGCGCCGACCGCCCCAACGUGGCCGGCCUCAUCCUGGCCGGCUCGGCCGACUUCAAGACCGAGCUCAGUCAGUCCGACAUGUUUGAUCCUCGCCUGCAAGCCAAGAUCAUUAAGCUGGUGGACGUGUCCUACGGAGGAGAGAACGGGUUCAACCAGGCCAUCGAGCUGGCGGCCGAGUCGCUGCAGAACGUCAAGUUCAUCCAGGAGAAGAAACUCAUUGGACGGUACUUCGACGAGAUCUCGCAGGACACUGGCAAGUACUGCUUCGGGGUGGACGACACGCUGCGCGCGCUCGAGCUCGGCGCCGUCGAGACGCUCAUCUGCUGGGAGAACCUCGACAUACAGAGAUACGUCCUCAAGUCGCACGCUACCAACCAGGAGACCAUCCUGCACCUCACGCCCGAGCAGGAGAAGGACAAGUCACACUUCACCGACAAAGAGAGUGGGGUGGAGCUGGAGCUGGUGGAGUGCCAGCCGCUGCUGGAGUGGCUCGCCAACAACUACAAGUCGUUCGGCGCCACGCUCGAGAUCAUCACCGACAAGAGCCAGGAGGGCAGCCAGUUCGUGCGCGGCUUCGGCGGCAUCGGCGGCAUACUUCGAUACAAAGUUGAUUUCCAAUCUCUUCAGUUGGACGAACCGCUGGACGACGUCGACCUCGACGACUAUUAAACAGCUCAGAACGUCGCGCACUUGGCACCUUGUCGUAUUAUACAACACUCAGAGCGUUAAGCGUUAAACGCACUCGAAUGUAUCAAGUUUACUGAGACAGAGUGCUAUAGUGCUCCAUGUUUUGUAGGCUGUGUAUUUUGGCGAGAUUUACACUAACUAUAUGAACUUUCAAAGUUUUUUGAGCGAACUUAGUGCUCCAAAUUUGACCUUAAUAUAGUAUCCAUUUUGAGUAGAAUUGGUUUAGUGUUUAACAUUUUUUUUUUUACGAUUUUGUCAUUUGAUAUAAAAUAUGGUCAGUGUAAAUCGCUCUAAGUGUGUGUGGGGCUCGAAGUAACACGUUUAUAGAAUCACUGAUAAAAUAUGCUUGCAGUAUUUGAACCCCAUAGUUAUGACCACCACUCGGAUGAUAUGGUUUAGUACGCCAAUAAUAGAGUAAUAUGAAAUAUAACUACUGUACUCAAAAAACGAGUGACUCUUACCUUAUUUUCAUAGCUUAAGUUUAUGGUACAGCAUGGCGCCUUGAGUAAUUUUCCCUUGGACUCUUCAAAUGUCAUUCAUAUCGAAAAAAAAGACGAUUAGAUAUUUACUUCGAAACAUAUUUCCUUGUGGUGGUCACUUCUGAUCAUAACCUACAUUUGCAGACGAUGUGAAACGAUUUUUGAACACGUAAUAUUGAAUAUUUUAAUUAUUUUUUAUCGUGAGUUUUAAGAUACGAACUCCCAGAGCAAAAUUGGUAUAUUUUUUAUUCUAAAUCGUGUUACGUGAAACAGUCUUCGUUGCUUAUUGCGGGUUAAGAUCGGGAAAUAUUCCGUCGCUUUCCAGUCCACCCCAGGCUUGAUACAAUCUCGGUAUUACACAUUGUUUCGCCGUCCCCUUUCGCCUGUACUAGACCUUAGACGUCACCCAGUGGUACAAGUGUCACACGGCACGUAAAUCAUCUACACCUAAAAGCAUCGGACAAAAUUGCAACACCAACUGUGAGAUAAAACUUGAAAACCGCACUGAUAUUUAAAGACGGACACACGGACACGCAUUUUAACUUAUAACACCGAUCCUUCGAGUCUGAGGUUAAAACAAGACUAAUAAUAUAUCUUACUCGAUACAAAGAUUUCAACGUAAUUUUGUAUGGGUUUACCUGCCUAUGGUUGAGUUAAUAGUUCGUGAUAGACAAAGCUAUUUUUUAUUACUUUGAUCUUGAGAAACCAUCUGAAAGUCACCUUGGCGAAAUCUUGUGUAGUGUAGACACUUUCCGCUGGCGUGACAGUAAUGUAUUUAUAUAUUGUAAAUGAUUUGUUUGAAACCAUGCAAUGCCUUCAGCAUUAAAUAGCAAUAAGUAGUAUCAUAGACUCAUAAUAUAUAAUAAACGAAACACCAACUGCCUGCCCAGUUUUUAACCUCGAUGCUAGAAGUUAAGGUAUAUUACUAUAGUCAAAGAUACAUUGAUUGAGUAAGAUGCUUAAAACCUAAGACAAUUUCGUGCUUCGUAUUUGACAGGUAAGCGAGAUGGCGCUGUACAGCUCCAUACGUUUUGCGGUAGCUCUGAUUGACAAAAGUUGACGUUUGACAAUUCAGUGCCCGAGAAAUACAGCGCCAUCUGUUUUGGAUGUAAAACUAAGGGGCACGUUUUUUUCUUAAAAUUUACCUCUAUUACAAUCAAUUCUCAUUGCCAUAGUAUACUUUUUUAUAAAACUUACAAUUUCCAGUAGGGUUUUACUAGGUUUGAACUUUUUAUUUCUUGAAUUCCAUGGUAUGAAUAAAAAAUCUUUAAGAUAAAGUUAUCAUUCUUUCGUUUUAAUACAAUACAUUCGUUUAGUUUAUAUGAAUCUGGGCAGGCAUUCACAUAUUAAUCUACGAAUCUAGACGCCUGAAAGGCAUACACUGCAUGACCAGUGAAGAUCGAGAUGGCUUAUAAAAUAUAUUUUGUAUUACUAUAGUUUAUCCCGAGUUAUCCCAGUAGAUAACUUCUAAAUCUAUCUAUCUCUAAUUUCUAUCUAUCUAUCUAUAAUUUUACUCAACGUUUGGUAUGUUCUAGUCAUAGAUUUAGGUUUUAAACGGUUUUAAUUUUAGACCCACUAAGUUAUAAUUCUAAAGAAUAAUGAUAAUUUUUAGAAUGUUUCUACUCGUGAGGUCUAAGACGAUAUUGUAAAACGGUUUGACAAAAUUGUAUGCUUUUCUGGUAAUAAAAACGUUUACAACGGCA
Cydia pomonella (codling moth) is the source of this 3911-nucleotide messenger RNA. RefSeq names its product eukaryotic peptide chain release factor subunit 1 (gene eRF1). Gene Ontology annotation, biological process: cytoplasmic translational termination. Gene Ontology annotation, molecular function: sequence-specific mRNA binding; translation release factor activity, codon specific. The transcript is spliced from 9 exons. The record is from RefSeq and is a predicted model, not a curated record. NCBI's taxonomy places the organism in Eukaryota, Metazoa, Arthropoda, Insecta, Lepidoptera, Tortricidae. The coding region runs from base 404 to 1711 and encodes 435 amino acids. Gene Ontology annotation, cellular component: cytosol; translation release factor complex.